AUGGCGGCGCGGAGACUGGCGGCCGCGGGGCUCGCGCUGGCGGUGCGGCCCGUGUCCGGGGGCCCGGGGCCCGGGGGCGGGGGCGGGGGGGGGGGCGGCCGCUGGCGGCUGCUCGGGGCCGUUUGUCUGCAGAGAAGCGCCGCAGUCUCCCGGACACCGAACCCCAGAGAGACCGAAGUCACACACUUACUGCAGCAGAUGGAACAAGAGAAAAGUCUGUAUUCUGACCACGAGCUUCGAGUGUUCGAGGACGAGGAGAGAGUGCGGCGGAGAUUGGCUGAUGAUUACGACUCAGACGAGGAGGAAGUGGUGGGGCAGGAGAUCGUGUCUGCCCAGGACCUGGAGGACUCCUGGGACCAGAAGCUAAAGAAGUUCAGCCCCGCCAAGCGGGUACAAGAUGCGGACAGGGAGAAUGAUCGUCUGUCACUGAACAGGAAACUUGAAGACAAGCUGAUAUUACUGGUGAAGGAGAGGCUUGGGGAUGAGGAGCUGUGGCUGUUGCCCCAGGGGGAAUGGAAGCCCUGGGAAAGCCUGCGGAGAACGGCAGAGCGUACCCUGUCAGCACUGUCAGGAGACAAACUGAGGGCAUGUUUUCUGGGCAAAGCCCCCAGUGGCUUGUAUAAAUAUCGCUAUCCCAUCACACUGCGCUCCUCUGGCUAUGAGGGAGCCAAGGUUUUCUUCUUUAAAGCAAUGCUGACAAAUGGAGACCUGCAAACGGACGUCAAGGACCACGUGUGGGUGACGAAGAGUGAGCUACAGCACUAUCUCAAACCACAAUACUUGAAGCAACUCAACCGCUUUGUCUUUGACUUCUGAGGAACAUUGAAUAUGAAUACUUAAUUAGUAAAAAUAAAUACGUUUGCCCAUUUCA
Messenger RNA from Callorhinchus milii (elephant shark), 871 nucleotides. RefSeq names its product mitochondrial ribosomal protein L46 (gene mrpl46). Bases 1 to 816 code for a protein of 271 amino acids. The record is from RefSeq and is a predicted model, not a curated record. NCBI's taxonomy places the organism in Eukaryota, Metazoa, Chordata, Chondrichthyes, Chimaeriformes, Callorhinchidae. The transcript has 4 exons. Gene Ontology annotation, molecular function: structural constituent of ribosome. Gene Ontology annotation, cellular component: mitochondrial large ribosomal subunit.